This is a messenger RNA of Tachysurus fulvidraco (yellow catfish), 1685 nucleotides long. It is a transcript of the gene wsb1, whose product is annotated as WD repeat and SOCS box containing 1. Lineage: Eukaryota; Metazoa; Chordata; Actinopteri; Siluriformes; Bagridae. The record is from RefSeq and is a predicted model, not a curated record. The transcript is spliced from 9 exons. Bases 315 to 1586 code for a protein of 423 amino acids. Gene Ontology annotation, molecular function: protein binding. Gene Ontology annotation, biological process: intracellular signal transduction.
UGUAUACAAGCGUAACCUGUCAUAGUGCUGAGAGAAAGGAACGUGAGAGGCUCCGUAUUGUCGACUUUUUUGUUUUUGCGUUGUCGUUAUGCAGUUUUUAACGCUAGAAUUUGUGGUACAGGGAGUGUAAUAACAUCUAUUUGUACGUAUAUUGUGAAGUAAAGUGUGAACUGUGUGCUGAGAGUUAGUUAGCCUUGUAGCUGUGAGCUAGCUCGAACAUUCCAGCCCACUGAGAGGGUUUGUUUCAUCAGCCGUCUCUCACUCAGUCUCGUUUGUCUAAGAAGCGUCGUUUAAAGAGCCUUGUUUCUAUUUAGAUGGCAAGCUUUCCAGAUUUUGUCAACGAAAAUGAAAUAGAUAAAGCUAAGUUCAUUGGAGAACUUUUAGCUCCUGUGGCUCCGUUUGACCAGAAGUCCGGACGGGAGACAUGGACUGUAGCUUUUGCUCCUGAUGGUUCCUAUUUUGCUUGGUCUCAAGGACACCGCAUUGUACGGCUCAUACCGUGGUCAAAAUGCAUGAGCAACUUCUCCGUGAGGAAAGAGGAGUGGCUAAAUGGCGCAGGCCCCAGGCGUUUGUCUCGGCAAGGUAGCGAUGGUGCCCAAGUGCCUGGUGAGCCCCGAGAGCACACCAUUGACUGUGGUGACAUUGUUUGGGGGCUGGCAUUCGGUUCCUCUGUUCCCGAAAGACAGAGCCGCUGUGUGAAUAUUGAGUGGCACCGUUUUAAAUUUGGCCAAGACCAGUUGCUGCUGGCUACCGGCCUCAACAACAGCCGCAUCAAGAUAUGGGACGUGUAUACAGGAAAACUUUUGUUGAAUCUAAUGGAUCACACAGACAUUGUGCGGGACCUAACAUUUGCUCCAGAUGGCAGUCUUAUACUGGUGUCUGCUUCGAGAGACAAGACAUUGCGUGUGUGGGAUCUCAAGGAUGAUGGUAACAUGAUGAAAGUGCUGCGUGGACAUCAAAACUGGGUGUACUGCAGUGCCUUCUCCCCAGACUCCAAAGUGCUGUGCUCUGUGGGUGCAGGCAAAGCGGUGUUCCUGUGGGACAUGGAUAAGUACAGUCUGAUUCGUAAGCUCGAGGGCCACCAUAAUGAUGUGGUGUCCUGCGAGUUCUCUCCUGAUGGAGCCUUGUUGGCCACAGCCUCCUAUGACACCCGUGUAAUAGUGUGGGAUCCUCACACAGCCACUAUAUUGCUCGAAUUAGGGCACCUUUUCCCUCCUCCAUCUCCUAUAUUUGCAGGGGGAGCAAAUGACCGCUGGGUUCGUUCUGUGGCUUUUUGUCAUGAUGGCCGCCAUAUUGCCAGCAUCACUGAUGACCGGUUGGUGCGCUUUUGGAGCAUCGAUGAGAAAUCUCCCCAGGCCGUUGCCUCACUCACUAAUGGCCUAUGCUGUGCCUUCUCUACAAAUGGAAGUGUUUUAGCUGCUGGUUCACGUGAUGGCGGUGUUCAUUUCUGGGAGUGUCCUCGCAGUGUCGCCAGCCUUCAGCACUUGUGUCGCAUGACACUGCGAAGAGUACUGUCCACACAAAAAGUCUACACACUGUCGAUCCCUCAAUGCAUGCAAGAUUACUUGGCCUACAGGAGCUUCUAGCCCAAAAGGCACAGUGGCAAACUGUUAAAUCAAUAAUACAGCCUUUAUAUGAAAACUGGGUGCUGGAAGGAUUGAGGACAAGAAAAAUAAAUAAAUAAA